AGUUGCUUUCCGUGUUGAAAUACAGGCGACAUGUGAGUCUGCGGCCCCACGAAAGUCAAAAGUUGAAGACCAAUCCAGCACCACCCAAUAACAUUUUCGACUCGCAAAAAAUGCCACCUGGUACCUCUCCACAAAUCUUUUACAACCAACUGACCUCCCUUCAUAUCUCAAACCCUUCUUCGAGACCAAUCUUGUACCACAACAAGCAAGCGCCGCAAUCAUGAAUCUCAAGCGCCUCCUCCUCAUCUUCCUCACAGCAGUCUCACCCGCCGCCAGCCUGAAGAUGAAGCUCUGGCACGGCGUACCGAAAAAGACAAAUGGGACAGCGCUCUUAGCAUGCAUCGACGAGAUGCACGCCGACUGGUCCGGCAAAGGCAACACCGACCACUGGAACGGCGAUGGCUGGGAAUGCGGCGGUGCAACCUGGCAAUUCAGCCAAAAAUUCACACGUGGUCGUCUGAGAGCCACGGCAGUCAUCGCAAAAUGCACAGAUGAACUGAUGAAGUCGGCCGAGAGAGGUGAAGCGUGGGUCAAGUGCAAGGUCACGAGGACGCUGGCUCAGGCGUGGUUGGGCUGGUCGCCGAAGGGGUUUAAGAUGUGCGAUAAUACAGGAGGAGCGCCGUGCCAGCUGGACGAUGGCGUCUUGUUGAGUGCUGAUGGCGGAGCAGCGUGUCGGGCGGAAGGGUACUGUUACGGUGGUCCUGAAGCUCCCAAAGAGGCGAGUGUGAGUACGCAGACGGUCGAGAGGACGGUGACGGUUCCAGGGGGUAAUGUCGACCAGCCAAGUCCGACUGGAGAGCCUGCCAGUGAGGGCGCAGGCCCGAUAUCCUCGCCUGGAGAACCAGACGCACCGACGGCCAGCACCACUACAACGCAGGCGGAGUCGUUCACGUCAGUGAUUUCACUGCCAGUUGUGGUCGGACCAGGGCCACCCACGACUUCGACAUCGAAACCGACGACCCCACCACAGCCUUCCUAUCCCUCUCCUUCGAUAGAUGCCACGCCACCGCCUCCUUCGAGUUCGGCGUCGCCCCCGCCGACUCCUCCAAGCCCACCAUCCGCAACCCCCAACCUCACCACCUCCUCAUCGGCCUCCUCCGCGCCUACCGAGACGGUCAUAUUCAUCACUAUGACCUCUGGCCAAAGUCCGACCUUUUCCCCUCCAACAGCACCACCAACCUUUCUGCCCUCCACAACCCGGCGCCCAAUAAUGUCCACCACCAUCGACGGAACCCUUUACACCUAUCUCAAAGAGGUGACAACGACCAUCAAACCGCCGAUUCCUAUCACGACGACCAUCGACAAACAAGUAUUGACCCUGAUUCCAGCGACCACUCAAAGCACGCCUCAUACUUCAGCAAGCUGGGGACGGCACAAGACAUGGAGCAGAACGGGGUAGGCGGCACCAGAGCGUGCAGACGGUGAUCGGACGUCGGAUGGUCCAUGUCGGAAGACCACCGCUGGUUGUGUAGGCUUGUCGAUAGUAUCGUGGGAAUCCGCUUCUCUCGCUCGGU
Messenger RNA from Cercospora beticola, 1514 nucleotides. RefSeq lists its product as uncharacterized. NCBI's taxonomy places the organism in Eukaryota, Fungi, Ascomycota, Dothideomycetes, Mycosphaerellales, Mycosphaerellaceae. The record is from RefSeq and is a predicted model, not a curated record.